Molecule: messenger RNA, 2009 nt
Organism: Prosopis cineraria
Lineage: Eukaryota; Viridiplantae; Streptophyta; Magnoliopsida; Fabales; Fabaceae
Product: chaperone protein dnaJ A6, chloroplastic-like
Biological process (GO): protein refolding; response to heat
Cellular component (GO): cytoplasm
Molecular function (GO): heat shock protein binding; ATP binding
Source: RefSeq, a predicted model, not a curated record
GAAGGGGAAUCCAACGGCGGUAAAUUAGGCAAAGGCAAGUGACCAUAUAGGUUUCUAGAAGCAUCGAAUAAAACCUCAGUGCAACAAAAAAAUGCCGUGUUCGGAGAUGAAAACUCGACCACCAAGUGCUGCAACGCUGUAGCCUCAUCCUCGAACAUUUCCGGCACACUCCUCUGUCCCUGGACACUAUUCCUUUCUAUCGCCCUUCACUCCUCUCCGUUUUCCUCCUCUCUUCCCUGCCAGAGAGAGCGAAGGGAAAGUCAGGAUCAACAGUUGGCAUAAGUUCACCGACGAUAUACAUAUUGAUCACCAUAUUAUCUUGCUGAAGACAAAUUGAAUGGCCAUUACACCUUUUGGAAGCACAUCUGUUGCACAAUGGGGAAUCCGUCCUCAGUUAUUUACGAGAUCCUGUAUGACAGGAAGGAUUAUAUCAUCCGGCUUCAGUGUUACAAGUAGGGUAAGCUUUAUGGCUGCCCCAAGUUCGAGCUUUUUUUGUCGUGAUUCCUUGCAUGCACUAUGUGACCUGGGUUCUUCUCAAACUUUUCUUCGUCGCAAGGGAUCAAGGUUAAUAGUAAGGGCAGAUGUAGAUUACUAUUCUGUCCUUGGGGUGUCAAGAAAUGCUAGUAAAUCUGAAAUUAAGAGUGCUUAUCGGAAGCUUGCGCGGAAUUACCACCCAGAUGUGAACAAAGCACCUGGAGCUGAACAGAAGUUUAAGGAAAUUAGCAAUGCAUAUGAGGUCUUAUCAGAUGAUGAGAAACGAUCCAUAUAUGACAGAUUUGGAGAGGCUGGGCUUAAAGGUUCUGGAAUGGGCAUGGGGGAUUUCAGUAAUCCUUUUGAUCUGUUUGAGACUCUGUUUGAGGGUAUGAAUCGUGGCAUGAACACCAGAGGUUCCUGGAAUGGAGCUCUUGAUGGUGAAGAUGAGUAUUAUAGUCUUGUCUUGAACUUUAAGGAAGCAGUUUAUGGAGUAGAAAAAGAGAUAGAAAUCAGCCGACUAGAGAGCUGUGGAACUUGCAAUGGUUCUGGGGCUAAACCAGGAACUAAGCCAUCCAGAUGUAGCACCUGUGGGGGUCAAGGUAGGGUUGUCUCAUCAACAAGGACUCCAUUAGGUAUUUUCCAGCAGUCAAUGACAUGUUCUUCAUGCAAUGGGACUGGAGAAAUUUCAACACCUUGCAAUACCUGUUCUGGGGAUGGUCGUGUGCGGAGGACAAAACGGAUUAGUCUGAAAGUCCCAGCUGGCGUGGACUCUGCUAGUCUAAGGGUCCGAAAUGAAGGAAAUGCUGGAAAGCGAGGUGGCUCUCCUGGUGACCUCUUUGUUGUUAUUGAAGUUAUCCCUGAUCCAGUCCUCAAACGUGACGACACCAACAUAUUAUACACUUGUAAGGUGUCUUACAUUGAUGCAAUCUUGGGAACUACAAUCAAGGUUCCUACUGUAGAUGGCAUGGUGGAUUUAAAAAUCCCUGCGGGGACCCAACCAAACACAACACUUGUUAUGGCUAGAAAAGGUGUUCCGCUGCUGAACAAGAGCAGUAUGAGGGGUGAUCAGUUGGUUCGGGUGCAAGUUGAAAUCCCCAAAAAAUUGAGCAGCGAUGAGAGGAAGCUUAUUGAGGAACUUGCUGAUUUAAGCAAAGGCAAGACUGCAACUAGUAAGAGAUAAUAUUUUGUGGCAGCCGCUUUGUCCAUCUAGUGUACUUCUAACCCCGAAAAUUUUGUUCUCCUUUCAUGAAUGCACGUUUCUUGACUAUGUAACUUUCUGAGGAGAACUGGUCAGUUCUUGAUAUUUGACCAGUGGGAGGGGUCCGAAUAUGGUGUUAGUUAUAGGUUAUUUAUUAGCCCUCAGGAACACAGGUGGAGCUGGAAAGCGAAGAUGUUAAUCAUCCACCUUUUUGUGGGUUAAAUUAUCUUUGGGGUGCAAUGUCAUAUCAUUUACAUAAACAUGAUGCUUGGAUACACAAGAAUCGUAUGCAUACAUUCUGUCCAGAAAAAGAAGGGAUUAUUUUCCCGUUACAAUA